Panthera uncia (snow leopard) is the source of this 1657-nucleotide messenger RNA. RefSeq names its product survival motor neuron domain containing 1 (gene SMNDC1). Gene Ontology annotation, cellular component: cytoplasm; precatalytic spliceosome; nucleus. Bases 86 to 802 code for a protein of 238 amino acids. Gene Ontology annotation, molecular function: RNA binding. NCBI's taxonomy places the organism in Eukaryota, Metazoa, Chordata, Mammalia, Carnivora, Felidae. The transcript has 6 exons. The record is from RefSeq and is a predicted model, not a curated record. Gene Ontology annotation, biological process: mRNA processing; regulation of alternative mRNA splicing, via spliceosome.
CGGAGAUUUUUUUUUUUUCCUUUUGCUGCCGCCGCUGUCGCCGUCCCGACCCCUUCUUGCCGCCCUGCCCCCAACCCCACACAAGAUGUCAGAGGAUCUAGCAAAACAGCUGGCAAGCUACAAAGCUCAACUCCAGCAAGUUGAAGCUGCAUUGUCUGGAAAUGGAGAAAAUGAAGAUUUGCUGAAAUUAAAGAAAGAUUUACAAGAAGUUAUAGAACUAACCAAAGACCUUCUGUCAACUCAGCCUUCUGAAACUCUUGCAAGUUCAGACAGUUUUGCUUCUACUCAGCCCACUCAUUCAUGGAAAGUAGGAGACAAGUGUAUGGCAAUCUGGAGUGAAGAUGGACAGUGUUAUGAAGCCGAGAUUGAGGAGAUAGAUGAAGAAAAUGGCACCGCUGCAAUCACCUUUGCUGGCUAUGGCAAUGCUGAAGUGACUCCACUGUUGAACCUCAAACCUGUAGAAGAAGGAAGGAAGGCAAAGGAGGACAGUGGCAACAAGCCCAUGUCAAAAAAAGAAAUGAUUGCCCAGCAGCGUGAAUAUAAAAAGAAGAAAGCUUUGAAAAAAGCACAGAGAAUAAAAGAACUUGAGCAGGAAAGAGAGGACCAGAAGGUGAAAUGGCAACAGUUUAACAAUAGAGCCUAUUCUAAAAACAAAAAAGGCCAGGUUAAAAGGAGUAUUUUUGCUUCACCUGAGAGUGUAACCGGCAAAGUUGGAGUAGGAACUUGUGGAAUUGCUGAUAAACCUAUGACACAAUAUCAAGAUACCUCUAAAUACAAUGUCAGGCAUUUGAUGCCUCAAUAAUCAGAAAAACUGUUGGAUUUCAUCUCUGCAGGGCUUUACAUUUAUCUUUUUAUCCUUAUAUUUUUCUAAAGGUAAAUUAUUUGUUAGAUGAGUAAGGAAGAUACCAUUGUCGUCCUUGUUUGACUUCAAUAGAAUGAAACUUGAAGAAAUUGCAUUUGAUAACUGCUAUUCAUUUAACUUUUGUUACUACUACCACAGUUUCCUCAAAGUUUGUUGAAUAAAGCAACUUUUCUAGAUAGAUGCUGCAUAAAUACAGCACUUAGAUGAAUUGUUGAUCUUCCUAAUAUCAGGCCCUUACUUAAUGGAUGGUGUAUACAUUUUGUGAAGUCCUAACUUGGAAUACUCAGAUCUUUGAACUUGCCACAUAUUGUAGCAAUUCACUGGAACAUCAAGGCAAAAUACCAACCUGUUAAAGAGCUCUUUUAUCUUCAAUGUAAACCUAGCUAUUGCCUAAUUAAGCCUAGAAAUAUGUUAAUUUGUAAAUGGCAAACUUUGUUUUGAGGUUUUUCCUUCAAUAAUUUGUUUGCUAAGCCUAUUAGGCUAUCUCUAAAAUUGAUUCAGCUUUUACAUUCUUUCCACUGAGUUUUAAUUUUAUGUAAUAAGAAACCAUGUUUAGGACCUGCUACCUUUUCUAAGGUGGUGUUUUUUUUUUUUAAUGUUUGCUCUUUUCCUGUGUUGAUUUUUCCCUUAUGGUAGUGGUACCAUUUUUUGGAUGUGUAAUGUUUAUAUAAGAAAACAAAAAGCUGAUGUAUAGCCCUGUAUACAGUGUAGAUACUAUUUUUGUAAAAAAACAAAAAACAAAAAAACCAAGGCUAAAUUAAUGAACAAGAAUACUGAAUGUUUCAUCAUUAAAAA